AUGGCACGUCUACGUAAACCGAGCCCAAACGAACCAACCAUUUUUAUGCCCCCCACAGAAGCGAGAGCGACGCGUGCAAGUCCCCGGAAAGCCACUCUACAAUAUGCAUCAUCACAAGACGAUGAAAGCUUGGUGCUGGUUCCAAAGAGCUCGAGGCGCACAGCACGCGGUGACAGCUUUGCCGACGACACAGAGCAGUCGUUUCGCAUGCCUAAGACAGCGACACCCAAAGAUGCGCUUACUCCACGAAAGCAACGAGUAUUGCGACCGGUAGAAAGUAACAGCCGCCUACUCAGGAAACUGAGUGACGAGAGCUUAGCGAGCCCGGAAAAGAAGAAGCGGGAGAGGAGAGUCCGAAGCGGGACAACAGAUGUCGAUGUGGAAAGGAGGGACAGGCUCAUGUACGCGAAAAGCCUUGCCAAGAGUGUAGUCAACAAGCAGACACGCAAGCCUACAAUUCAAGUUGUAGCAGAGGCAGAAGUACAAGUGGCUGCUGAACGGUCGCGGGGCCGGGGACAAGAGCCAAAGGAGCAGGCUGUCGAAGCUGAGGAAGACGAGGAAGUUGAGGAGGCUGAGACAAGUCUGUGGUGUGGCGAUGAGGAAGCGGAAACUCAGCGAGAAGUUGCUGAGCCAGUCGCAGAUAAUAGCGAUGAUACAGAAGAUGAAGACGCGAUUGUGGAUACCAGGAACCGACGGCGACAACCACGUGCCCGGCGCGUAGUGUCCGACAGCGAAGAGGAAGAGGGUGAUAUGAGCGACUUGCAAGCCGCUGCUCAUCCUCGCAAACCAUCGUUCAAGAUUCCUGAGCUCAAACCAACAGCGCCGGUCCAAGAGCCAGCGAACCUAACGUCCAUGCGCCCACCGCACAGAAAAGGCCACAGUACCAUAUCGAAUUGGGCGCAGGAAGUCAUUGACCUUUCGGAUUCGCCAGAGGCACCAGCAUCUUUCGUCCUUCCACAACCGACCCACGUCCGGUCAAGUUCUUUCGCAGCAUCAUCUCGCCCUACCAGCUCAGCAUCCAAUGCUCCCUUAGCCAUACUUACAUAUUCGCCAACGCCUACCAAGAAACGCUCGCCACGCAAAGCACCGCCUGUUUCGAGACCAGGAACACCCCCACUGGCUCCCCCUGGCCCAACUAAACUUGUAUCGCCUUCCAAAAAGAAGUCUGCCAUUCCGAAAGCUGCUGACAUAGACGGAAGACCCAGCCUGGAUGCUUUCUGGAAUCCUGCAGCUGUGAAUGAUUGGACCGACCGCCACUCACCGACCAAACCCAUCGUCUCUCCAAAGAAGCAGAAAUGGAGGGAGGAUAUCGUCAAGAUGAUGGAAGGUGUAGCCCUAGAAGACAGCAGCGAUGAAGGAUACGAAAGCCCUACAGUCAGCCCCAAGAAAAAGCCAACCAGUCGCGGUCCAGUCAAGAAGAAGGCACCUGAGAUUACAGCAACGCCGAACAUCAAGCAAAUCCGCGAACAACGCAAAGCUUUCGCCGAGAGAAAACACGCCAUAGCUGAGGCCUUCUUAGUCGAAUUAGAUAACAAAAUUUCCGACGGUCGCAUCCACGAACUUUCCAAACCUACAGGUGGCAUCAAGCUAGUGUGGUCCAAAACUCUCAAAACAACAGCCGGUCGAGCAAAUUGGCGUAGAGAGCAAAUCCGCAUUCGAACCGGCCCAUUACCCACCGAUACGCGUGUUGAAAUCCGGCACCACUGCUCUAUUGAACUCGCGGAAAAAGUAAUCGACGACGAGGAACGCUUGUACAAUGUCCUCGCGCACGAAUUCUGUCAUCUCACAACCUUUAUGAUUAGUGAAGUGCGCAACAAUCCGCACGGCGCAGAGUUCAAAUCGUGGGGCCGCAAGGCCACUGCCGCCUUCACAAAUCAAGGCGUUGAAGUCACGACCAAGCACUCGUAUCAAAUCGAAUACAAGUACGUCUGGGAAUGCAUUGCUUGCGGCUACGAGUUCAAGCGCCAUUCGAAAUCUGUGGAUCCCGCACGCCAUUCCUGCGGCAAGUGUAAGGGGAGACUUGCUCAGACGAAACCUACGCCGCGUGGUGUAGGCGCCGGUGCCGCUGUGGGCAAGGAUGGAAAGAGGGAGAAGAGCGAGUACCAGGUUUUCGUCAAGGAGAACUUUGCAAGGGUGAAGAAGGACUUGGAGUUGGAGGGUAAGGAUGCACAAAUGGGGAAGGUGAUGGAGGCGCUAGGCAAGGAGUAUAGGGCGAGGAAUGGGGUGAAAGGGACAGAGAAGGAGAAGGUUGUCAUUGAUUUGGAAGAGGCGUUGGGAGAGUUGAAGAUUUAG
Pyrenophora tritici-repentis Pt-1C-BFP is the source of this 2292-nucleotide messenger RNA. Its product is annotated as SprT, protein conserved in bacteria. Gene Ontology annotation, cellular component: nucleus. NCBI's taxonomy places the organism in Eukaryota, Fungi, Ascomycota, Dothideomycetes, Pleosporales, Pleosporaceae. The record is from RefSeq and is a predicted model, not a curated record.